Molecule: messenger RNA, 309 nt
Organism: Staurois parvus
Lineage: Eukaryota; Metazoa; Chordata; Amphibia; Anura; Ranidae
Source: the annotation of a GenBank genome assembly
AUGUGUCAAGGAAAAGAAAGUGACUUGCUUGUAAUUAACAGUGCAAAAGAACAGCUUUUCAUUACUGGCAAAACAAGUCCUAGCUCUUACAAACGUUUCUGGCUUGGUCUGCACGAUACUGAUGAGGAAGGAUUGUGGAAAUGGGUGGAUGAAACAAACUAUGAAACAUCUUUCAAGUCCUGGACCAAAGGGGAGCCAAAUGACCAUAAUGAUGAGGAAGACUGUGCACUGGUAUGGACCAAUGGAGAAUGGAAUGAUGUACCAUGCAGCUAUGAUAACAGCUAUGCAGUUUGUGAACAUAAGCUCUGA